Messenger RNA from Rhineura floridana, 4931 nucleotides. RefSeq names its product LDL receptor related protein 11 (gene LRP11). Gene Ontology annotation, molecular function: protein binding; serine-type endopeptidase inhibitor activity. Bases 307 to 1920 code for a protein of 537 amino acids. Lineage: Eukaryota; Metazoa; Chordata; Lepidosauria; Squamata; Rhineuridae. The record is from RefSeq and is a predicted model, not a curated record. The transcript has 8 exons.
AAGGCCAUUGGGCGGAGCUUUCCUUGGGUCCGUCCCCUUUCCCAUGUGAGCGCGGGUGGUGGCCGGGGAUCGCGGCGAGGCGCGGGCGUGGUUUACAGCUUGGAACUGUUUGGCGGUUGGUGGUGCUGAUUGAAGCCGCCGGGCUGUUCCUGUGGCGUCCCGGUUGGCGCGGGGAGGGGCCAUCAUGGGGCGCCCGCCGCCGCUUGCUCCUCCUGGACGGAUCUGGUAGCGGCGGGGGUUUCUGUCUGUCCAUCCAUCAGUCUCCGCUCUCUCCUUCAGCGGCGUCAUUGUCGCCCUCUCAGCGCCAUGGCUGCGCAGGUGCCCGGACCGCCGGGACACCACUGCCUCCGCCGCCUCCUCCUCUUGCCGCUGCUGCUGCUGGUAAUGCUGGGGUCGCCCUCUGUCCAGCUCAGGUCACCGGCGAUGUCGGGAGUGGAGUCGCUGCUGGAGGAGUUUCGCCGCCAGUUGCAGCAGGAGCAGAAUCCCCCUGCCGGCGGCCACGGCAACGAGCGGACGGAGGCGGCGGGCCGCUGCCGCGGGGGAAAUGAAGAGCCGGCGGGUGACGGCGGCGGCAGGAGCUUUUUUUCGGCUAGGCCCGACGCCAUCAUCCGCACCAAGGACUCCAUCGCGGCGGGCGCCACAUUCCUUGACUCGCCGGGCUCGGUGGCGAGCCCCAGGCUGUGCUUAGACGCCUGCUGCGCCGAGGCCCACUGCACCCUCGUCGUCGUCCAACAGCAGCAGCAGGCCGGCUCGUUCCGCUGCUACCUCUUCAAUUGCACUUACCGCGGCCGGGCCGUCUGCCUCUUCUCCCCGCAGCGAGGCUAUAGCAGCUACUCCCUGGAGCCCAGCAGCUACCCGCCUGCCUCAGAAACUGAUGAGCCUCCUCUCAGCAAGGCAGGGAAAGACAUUAUGCUUCAGUUGCCCGUUAACUGGGUGAUUCUGGAUGGCCGAGAAAGUAUAGAUGACCAUGGAAUCAUACAGUAUGAGUGGACAUUGCUUCAAGGUGCCCCUUCAGUUGAUAUGAAGGUACCUCAACCAGGAACUCUGAAGCUCUCUCAUUUGCAAGAAGGUAAAUACAUAUUGCAGCUGACUGUGACUGACACUGCCGGCCAAAAGAGCUCAGAUAAUGUCUCGGUGACAGUACUCCCAAUGGAUCACUCCAUGUUAGGAUGUUUGGGGGUUUGUUCGCGCUACCAGUUCCUCUGUGAUGAUGACUGCUGCAUUGAUAUCACCUAUGCCUGUGAUGGGGAAGAGCAGUGUCUGGAUGGAUCUGAUGAAGCUUUUUGUCAGAAAUUUACUUCAGGACAAAAUACAAUAACUCACCCAGCCAUUAGCUCUAUCCAGCAAAAUGCCAUUGGACAAACUCAAGAUAUCAACAAGGCACUUUCAUUUGAAAUCACCCAGAAAACUAUUGUAAGCAAUCAAGCACCUGAUGCAGACAAGCUCAACCAAUCAUCCUCUCAGGGACCAAAGAAACAAACUACUGAGUUAAUGCCAGAGCUAUGCUUGGUGCCUCCUGCUGCUGGCCCAUGUAAUGGGCACUUCCCUCGCUGGCAUUUUGAUGCCUUUUCUGGCACUUGCAUACAUUUCAUCUACGGUGGCUGCAAAGGCAAUGAAAACAACUUCCUUCAAGAAUCUGAUUGUCUUGCUGAAUGUGUAAAAGUUCAUGAUUCUAAAACCUCAGGGAAAGACAGAGAUUAUGAAAAUGACAUUGCGGUGUUAAAGGGCACUCCGAUUGGAAAGGGCCAUCCAGUCCCAGAAGCAGGUGCUGUGCUCCCUCUGGCUCUUGGGCUGGCCAUCACCGCUUUGCUGCUGCUCAUGGUAGCUUGCCGAUUGCGAUUGGUGAGACAGAAACUUAAGAAAGCUAGGCCCCUUAUGUCUGAGGAAUCAGAUUACCUCAUAAAUGGGAUGUAUCUCUAAAACAGGAUUCAGGUUACUUCUCUUUCCUUGAGCUUUCCUAGAAAAGUGUGCCUGUUGCAUCUUACUUUUUUUUAAAGUAAAAACCCAUGUUUAAAAAGAAAAAGCAGCAACCAUCUUCUAAAUGAUUAUUUUUAGCAUCUGUGGUAGAGAACGUGCAUGUAGCUACACUGGAAUACAGACUGGCUUUCCUCUGCCAGAGUUCUAGGAGCAUCCUGUGCUUGGCAAUAAGGCAAAUUCUUACUGUGUUGUUGUGUAUAAGUACAAUCCCACAAAAAUACUGCCAUAUCUAAGGUGUGCAGGGUAACAAGGCUGGAGCUAGCUCUACAGUGUUUCUACAGUUAGCGUCCCAUGUAAAUGAACUACUUCAAGAGCUGCCCUCUCCUUACAAUCCAUAUUUUUCUCUCAAUACUGUUUUGUGAAAUAGCAUCAUGCAGUGUUACAGCGUCACUUUGAAUGCUAGUGUCUGUUGCUGGCUGUGGUUGGCUGCUGAUUCACUUUGCUGCACCACUGUGAUGUCCUAGAGCAGCCUUUCCCAACCGGUGUGCCUCCAGAUGUUGUUGGACCACAACUCCCAUCAGCCUCAGCCAGCAUUGCCAAUGACUGAAGCUGAUGGGAGUUGUGGUCCAACAACAUCUGGAGGCACAUCGGUUGGGAAAGGCUGUCCUAGAGGAUGGCACAGGUCAGGGCAUGGACCAAUAUAGCAGUCACAUCAAAUCCUAAACAUAUAUUUCCUGGUGCAUGGGCUCACUGCAUCAGGCCCUAAGUGAGAAAUUAGAUUUCUUUUACUUUACUAAUAUAAAUCAGUUUUUUUUUAGUUCCAUGGCACUUUUUAUCAGUUGAAGAUUGGUCCAAAUAGAAGCAUCUUUCCUCCCUGUGGAAACUGUUGCAAUUGGGAGACACAGCAGUAUAUUUAAAGUUUUGACUUCUGCCUCAACAGAUACUCUCAGUCAGACAUCUUACACCUGAUAGUGACUCCAGCAUUAAAUUGAAAUAAAAAUGGAGCACACCGGUGUGGCUAUGUGACACAGCAGGUAUGACACCUGUCAGCAUAUUGUCUUGUUCUUCUCAGCACUGCAAGCCUCUGUUGCAGGUUCAGGAAACCUGUGGCUCUCCAGAUGUUGCUGAACUACAACUCCCAUCAUCCCUGGCCAUUGGCCAUGCAUGUUAGGGCUGAUGAAAGUUGUAGUUCAGCAACAUCUGGAGGGCCAAAGGUUCCUGACUCCUGUUCUACUGCAUUGGAAGCUGUAGACACACAGCUAUUACUAUUGGUCUAUCCAUGGGAAACUGUGCAGUCUUAGUUCACACACUGGAAGUAAUUUGUUACUGCAAUUUUUCAUAUUUAUUUACCUACAGAUGUGCCAGAUUUUAGUAUCAUCCCUUGUGCUUUUUAAACUUCCAUCUUUGGAGUAAGGCAUGACAGUUCCAUUGUGCUGCUCUAAAAUGAAUAUUUAGCAGACCGCUGCCAUCUCAGGCUUUCUCCAAGAUCAGCCUUUUCCAUUUCCAUCCAUACAUUCUUUCCUCAGAGCAUUGAUAGAAGCAUAUCUACAGCUAUGGCUAAAUCACUAUGAAGCUGGGUUUACCCAGCUUCACAAACAAGUGGACAAAGGUUAUAAGCCCACAUUUUUUUCCUAGUGCACCAGCCAACCCAUAUCUUUUAGUGCAGUAACUGCCAAUCUUGUUGAGCUGGUUGACACAUUUGAAAUUUUGAAAAAGUCCUGUGUGUGCCAGUCACAUAAUGGCUGCCGUGAAAGUGGCAUAAUACAAUAUGGCUACUGUGGUUUGUGGUAUAAUGGCUACCACAUCUAAAAGAACAGAGAAAGAAACAGGAUGACAAAAUGGUGCAGGCAUGCCCCCACAUCCUCAUGAUGGGGGGAAAAGUCAUCUAGAUUAGCCCUCCUCCAUGCUUACUCACAGAGAUAGAUAUGGAUAGGUGGACUGAGUCACUGCAAACAGGAACUGAGCAGGAAGAGCAGUCAGUCUCUCAUGCAUUAUGCAUUUGAAGGGAUAUUUACGGAGAUCUUAUGUAGGUGCCCAUAAGAGAUACUGGCAGGCACCAUAGUGCCUGCGGGUACCAUGUUGGUUAUCCCUGUUUUAGUCAUUUGUAGCAAUUCCCCAGAUUGAAAGAAAAAGGAAAAUUAACCUUACCUACCCACCUGCUUGUCUGGAGAUACUUCUUAUUUGCCAUAGGCAUGUGACUAUACCUCUUAAUGUGCUGAGUUUCAUAAGGUGAAAGAUUAGGCCUGGUAUAUACAGACAGCAGAAUAAGGUGUUAGAAUCUUAAAGUGGUAUGAGUAGUCUGUACCACUUUAGACAGCAAGGUGGGAAGAAAGAUGUUUUGAUAUUCCCUUAAUCCUAUGCAUAAACAAACCUAGCAGUACAGGGAGAAAGAUUACAGCAGAGCCUCUCCUCUGCUCUGCUACUUUAUUAAAUUCUAAAAUUACAUUGAAGAACAUUAAGAAAUAUGAUACCAUCCCCUGCAGUCUGAAGUUCUGUAGUCUAGUCUACUAGCUCAGGACUCUGCCACCUCAUUGUGCUAAAGGUGUAGACUAGGCCUUAAUUUCAGCAAUACAUCCCAUUUGCUGCUAUAAGCAAGUAAGCUUUCCAUUUUAUAGUGAUACAACCCUGCCUGCUUCCAUGACAUUUUAAAUAAUUCUGCUAACUGGAUCCUCACAGCAAAGUUAUAAAGCUUCAGUAGCUACAUCAAUUAAAAACUCAUCCAGUUGUCCGAAUAAUUCAGUGUAUGACUGAAUUGUAAGGUGUGUUAUACAGUGAAGUGUGUAUUCUAUGUAUCAGUGGUUGUAUGUGAAGACUUCUCUUUUUCCAUCUGUGCAAACAAGUUCCAAUUAGAGAACCCACAUUGCACAAAUCAGUGCAGAAAAGGCAUAUAACUAUUCAGUGUGUCUUUUAUUUUAAUGAACUUGCAACAUUGAAUCUUCCACAUACUUCCACAUUGCCAGUGUCCCAAUCUGAUUAUGUAAAACAAGAGAUAAUAAACCUAUUUUAUUCUUUAA